Molecule: messenger RNA, 612 nt
Organism: Phaedon cochleariae (mustard beetle)
Lineage: Eukaryota; Metazoa; Arthropoda; Insecta; Coleoptera; Chrysomelidae
Source: the annotation of a GenBank genome assembly
AUGCGUCAAACUAUGUCGACUAGUGGCCUCAAAUUUCGGCAACUAGCCCACGGUGCCCACUUCAUCCAGCUGAUCUACGACGACGAAGAUCAAGUGAUAGACUGCGAGUUCGGCCACGAUAGAGGCCAAACCGAAUCGUUCCUAUUUAAUUUUAAGAGAGAUCUAAGUGAUCUAGCAGCUACCUCAAACGUUACCAUGGAAUCUCUGGACGGCAGGAACGCUCCAGAAGAGUUCCUGUGGAUGAACUAUACGCAGCUCAGGAAGGAGUGCAGCCUCAGGCACAAGGAGAUCAAAGAGGCUGCUAGGGAAAGGAGAGAGAAGCAGCAAAAUGAAAGGUCCAAACGCGACCUCUCCGACCUGUUCCGAGUGCCAGGGACGAAAUGGUGCGGCAAAGGGUACUCUGCCGACAAGUAUACCCAGCUGGGAGGCUUCUCCAGGACGGACAGGUGCUGUCGCAAACACGAUCUGCGCUGCCCUUUCUGGAUCGAGGGGUUCGAAACCAAGUACGGGCUGUUCAACUGGCGGAUGAACACGCUGAUGCACUGCAACUGUGAUGGACGGUUAGUAAAGGCAUGCUUCUUCAAUUUGGUAGGUGAUGAAGAUAGGGGUUGA